UUUCUCACAGUUUGUUAAGGAAGGUUAGUCUGUAAGAUUGGAGAGAGAGAGAGAGAGAGAGCGAGGGUCAAAGUGAUAGACAGAGUGGGGUUAUCAUAUCAUAUAUUAUCAAUACCGGUAUGUUUUGGAUUUACUACUAACAAAGUAAUUGUGCCUUUGAUGCUGAGAGUUGUUUCUGCUUUGUUUGCUUUUAAUUAUAUCUUUAACAAACAGUGUCACCGAGAGAGAGAGAGAGAGAGAGAGAGGGUUAGGUCUUUUGAGUUUGAGUUCUUUCAUGUUUCCUGGGAGUAUUUUGACUCUGCUUUCUCUCUAUUCUGUGUUGAUUUUUUGAGAAAGCCCUUUUCUUUAACAUUGUUUUUUUUUCAGUGUCUUGUGGGGUUGUGAGCUUCCUAAUGAAAGUUUGAGGAUCUGGGUUCUAGGAUUUGAUCCCUUUUACUCUCGAUCUUUUUUGGGUUUUCUUCAAAUUUGUUGUUUUUGCUGUCUAUAUGUGUGAUUUUCCCUGUUCCCAAACUAAUUGAAUAGCAUUUUUGUUGUGGGGCUUUCACUAAAAAGGUCUUAAUUUUGGGUUUGGAUUCUAGUUUUUCAUCAUCACAUUUACUUGGUGUCCAAAAAUAGAUCUGUGAAUUUUUGGGUUUUCUUUGAUCUGAAUUGCUUUCAUGCAUAUGUCCAUAUGGAAACCCAUUUCCCACUGCGCUGCUCUGCUAUUGGACAAGAAGAGCAGAAAAAAAUAUGGGUCUGAUUCUGCUUCCGAAACCAAGAAGAACUCAUCGGUUCUCAGGAAAUUACAAGAGAACAAGCUCAGGGAAGCUCUUGAAGAAGCUUCUGAAGAUGGGUCUCUCUUCAAAUCCAAAGACAUGGAGUCUGAGGCUAACCAAGAAGAGAGCUUGGGGAGGUCUCGUUCGCUUGCCAGGCUCCACGCCCAGCGUGAAUUCCUCAGAGCCACUGCACUCGCCGCAGAGCGUACUUUUGAGUCUGAAGAUGCCAUUCCUGAUCUCAAUGAGUCUUUCUCAAAGUUUCUCACUAUGUAUCCCAAGUACAAGUCCUCAGAGAAGAUUGAUCUGCUGAGGUCAGAGGAGUACUCUCACUUGUCCCCAAAGGUAUGCCUUGAUUACUGUGGGUUUGGCUUGUUUUCUUAUGUUCAAACUCUUCAUUAUUGGGAGUCUUCUACGUUUAGCUUGUCUGAAAUUACUGCAAAUUUGAGUAAUCAUGCGCUAUAUGGCGGUGCGGAGAGAGGGACUGUUGAGCAUGAUAUAAAGACUAGGAUUAUGGAUUAUUUGAACAUCCCUGAGCAUGAGUAUGGCCUUGUUUUUACUGUGAGUAGAGGGUCUGCUUAUAAAUUGUUGGCCGAGUCAUACCCUUUUCAUACGAACAAAAAAUUGUUGACAAUGUUUGAUUACGAGAGUCAGUCUGUGAAUUGGAUGGCUCAGAGUGCUAGAGAAAAAGGAGCUAAAGUGUAUAGUGCAUGGUACAAAUGGCCAACCUUGAAAUUGUGCUCCACUGAUUUGAGGAAGCAAAUUUCUAGUAAGAAGAGGAGGAAGAAGGAUUCUGCUGUGGGUCUUUUUGUGUUUCCUGUUCAGUCUAGAGUUACUGGGGCUAAGUAUUCAUACCAAUGGAUGGCACUAGCACAACAGAAUAAUUGGCAUGUCUUACUUGAUGCUGGGUCAUUGGGUCCCAAAGACAUGGAUUCACUUGGGUUGUCCCUAUUCCGACCGGAUUUCAUUAUCACAUCAUUUUACAGGGUAUUUGGAUAUGAUCCAACUGGUUUUGGAUGCCUUCUGAUCAAGAAAUCAGUGAUGGCAAGCCUUCAAAGUCAAUCUGGAUGUACUGGGGCUGGAAUGGUGAAGAUUACCCCGGAAUAUCCUUUGUAUCUGAGUGAUUCUAUGGACGGUUUGGAAAGAUUGGCUGGAAUAGAAGAUGAUGAAGUUGCUGGGAAUGGUGAGAAAACAUCUGAAACUCGCCAGGGAACACAGCUGCCUGCCUUUUCUGGUGCAUAUACAUCUGCCCAGGUGAGGGAUGUGUUUGAGACUGAGAUGGAUCAUGAUAACAGCUCUGACAGGGAUGGGACAAGCACAAUAUUUGAAGAAACUGAGAGUAUUUCAGUUGGGGAGGUGAUGAAGAGCCCAGUUUUCAGUGAAGACGAGUCAUCAGACAACUCGUACUGGAUUGAUUUGGGUCAGAGUCCAUUGGGGUCUGACAAUUCAAGCCAACUAAACAAACAGAAGGUGGCCUCUCCCUUACCACCUUUUUGGUUUACUGGCAGAAAGAACCACAAGCAGCUAUCCCCAAAACUCUCCUCCAAGGUAUAUGGUAGCCCAUUAUAUGACGACAAGGAGGUUAGCCUUGGGCCUCAUGAUGACCACCAUGUGCUAUCAUUUGAUGCUGCUGUCAUGUCAGUUUCCCAGGAACUGGACCGUGUCAAGGAGAUCCCUGAAGAACUAUUUGCAGAGACAAACCCCACUGCUGGAAAUUGUGGAAAGUGUUUUGAUCGUGUUCAUGUUCAGGAGAUCCAAGAAGAACUUGCAAGUAGCAAACCCCUUUCUACUGGGUCUAAGUCCAAGUCUCUGGUGAAUGGGGUGAAUGGAUCCCAUGUCAACAUAUCAAACUACUUUCUUUAA
Molecule: messenger RNA, 2615 nt
Organism: Quercus lobata
Lineage: Eukaryota; Viridiplantae; Streptophyta; Magnoliopsida; Fagales; Fagaceae
Exons: 1
Coding region: 657-2615 (652 amino acids)
Source: RefSeq, a predicted model, not a curated record